CUCCCUCCUCUCUGUCAGGGCCCAUCCGUGUCUGAGAGGAAGAAAACUUUCCAAUCUUUAAACACGCUUUGCCAUCAAACUAUGCCACAUAAAGAGCUGUCAGCGCGGGCUGGGUGAAUAAACUCCACACCCCCCAGCUCUGAGAAGAGGAACUGAGGACUUGCUGGUUGUCUUACGAUGCAACGUUUUUCACUACAGCUGCUCUGACUGAAGUUUAGGGACUGACAUCAUGCGUUCCAGUGUGGAUGGACCACAGAGACCCCCUGGCAGAGGAGAGACUGCCAGCAACAACAAUAACAACAGCAGCAGCAGCAGCAGCAGAGAAAACACUGGAAACUCAGGUUCCCAGUAUGCGCUAUGUGCUCUAGGAGUUGGGCUUGUUGCCCUCGGCAUUGUGAUGAUUGUGUGGAGUGUUGUACCUGCAGACCCGGCCGGUAACAGCAGCAGUUCAGGAGAAGACACUGGCACUGGUAGCAGGAAAAAUAAAGCAUCUUCUGUGGCGUUUGUCUUGGUGGGUUCUGGCGUGGUCAUGCUGCUGUUGUCCUUGUGUGUGGGAAUGAGGAACAAACAGCGAGAGCAGCUGAUGCUCCGGGAGGCCCAGAACCGUGGAGGAGUGGCAGCUCGGGAACAAGAGGAAAGAGAAAUUGCUGAGGAACAAGCCCAGCGGUACGCCGUACCCAGCUAUGAAGAGGCAGUAGGCAGCGGCCAGUACCCUGUUCGUCAGACCAACCAUCCCCCAAUCUCCUCCCAUCUACCUUCCUAUGAUGACCUGGUUGAAGUCGACGGUGUACAGUAUGAAUAUGAGGGGUCAGAGGUCACAACUACUGGAUCACAGCCUGUUCCAGCUUCCAGUGCUCCCACUACUGCUACUUCCGCAUCAAAUCGUCGACCUGGGAAAAAUAGCCGCAAGCUCCUCCCUAUCAAGAUCCGCAGGAUUAAAUCAGAGAAGCUGCACAUGAAAAACAUUGAUAACUCUCAGCCAGGAGCUGGAAUCAGUAUAGAGCCACUUACUCCACCACCACAGUAUGAGGAUAAAGUGCCUCCACUUUAAGAUCAAGCUGAUGAUGUUUGAAACAAUCUACUGAAAUUCCUGGAAUUUGCUGUGAUCACCUUUUGUGGAUCUGGAUCUGCCUCAUUAAGCCAAGACUUGAAGAUGGCUCUUCCUGCAGAACAUUCCCAGUGGCACUUUAUUAUAAAAUUCAAUAUCUGUUGAAAUUCAUCAUUAAUGCCACAUCACUCCAAAGCAAAGACCUGAAAAAAACAUUAUUUUUUUAGAUAAGGUUUUUAGACAAAUGGUGACGGACAUAGUUGUUGGAUUCUUUCUUACUGCGGCAGAUUCUGUCACAAUUGGAUUCAAAGCACCCACCAAAUGCAGUUUUCUGUCAGGUCAAAGUAGCUUUCUGUUUAUGUUAUGUAACUGACCUCCACUGUGCACUGACCGGACAUGUGAGUUGACGCUGGACGAAGUCAUAAGAUGUGUGUAGAAGUCUAGGAAGUAUUUCACUGUGUGAGGCUUUGGAUUGCUUCAGCCAGCAGUUUACCAGAUGUUAGCUCAGCGCUGAGUGACUGAGCCUUGUCUGUAUUCAGCUGGCUUGACCUGAUGUGGUAUGCUGCACAGAAACACUCCACCACAUUGUCAACAAUAUUGUGUCCCGUGGUCCUCUAAAGCUCUAGAGAGACUUGACUGCAUGUUCGACAGAACGGGAGUCCUGCUCUUCUUCCAUGUUAAGUUCUUUUUUUCUCACUAGCUUUUGGAUCAGUUUCCUUUGCCUGUCUGUCUGAAAAGCUGAAACAUGAUAAUGGGGGUUUUCUUGACGAAGGUGGAGUGUCUACUGGACAGCACCAUUUAAGAAUCUUCCAUUUUGAUUAAGAUAAAACCAAGCUUGUUCAGCAUUUAUCAGCCACAGCUCCCAUGACUCAUAGCAAUAGGCACUCUACCUAAUGGGAAACAUGGUUGUUGAAUGCUAACAAAAUAUCACUUGUUUUACCAUAUAGUAUCAUGUCACUUGAAUCUUGCUGUCCAGUAGUGUGUUGAUUAUCAGAAGAGGAAGGUAUGGGUUGGAUUCCACCAACAAUGGAGAAAAAUUGCUGGGUCUUUAGCUAACUGCUACUAACUGCUAAAACCUUCUCACAAGCAGCUUUCCGCUGCUUUGUGCUCGACAGGCAGCAGGUAGUUGAUAUGCAUAUAUUAUUACACUCAACCGGACAAUUUAUGUUAGCAAAAAAAACGCCAUUCAAAAUUAUAAAUUAGCUGGGAUGCAGUUUGGGAGAGAAAGGCAGCGGCUGUUUUCAAAAAAAAAAAUCCAGGGUGCACUGUAUUUAAGGCCUGAAAUUUAUAUUAACUCUCACUAGUGCAGCACCAGUGCUCACCAUUAACCUCACCAUUAGGUCACCAUUUAAUAGAAACUGCAUUCUGGGAAGAAACCAUUUUCCAGGAAGCUCAGGGUCUCAUUUUGUGGUGUCUUUUAAUGAGUGGUGAUUCUAACUUGCUGCAGCUGCAACACAGUUUGUCCUCCAGCUCUACACACUAAUGUACAUUUAAAUGCCUUUGUGCUCAGAACAAUACUACUGCUCUUCCUAAAGCAUUUCAAAAGACAUAGUAUGACAGAAUCUGAUCUCUCCCACUGCUCUUCUAAAUGCAGCGUUGCUCUUACUCCUGCAAAUAGUGGGUAGAGAAGGAAGUAUGUGAGAGCAGUCUGGAAGGAGCUCGUGAAUAGCUGAAAGCCUUUGGCAGUAGCCAUGGUGAACGCUGUUAGGCUGUGAAGGCAGUAGUGUAGUCUCUGCUUCUCUCUGGACUUGUUUUUGUUCUGAUUCGAGAUGACCAACAGAAAGAGUCUUUGACCGUGCAGCUGCGCCAUAAUAACAGCAGCUAUUGCUCACUCGCUUGCUCAUCACCAUUCCUCCAACCACAGCUCAACUUGCAGCCAUUUUCACUCAGAGGUUUGCAGAGAAUGAGCAGCGAGAGACGAGAGACAGCUCAGGAUUAUUCAGUCAUCAUCAACAAACUCUCCUUUCCUCUUAUGGUUAGACUUGUUUAGAUGUGAACAGCUGUAGCCAAAGUGAAUGAUUUAUCUUUUCAUUCACUUAAACAUUACAUUUUUAAAGGUCACACAAGAUUCUUCCCCUCUUUUGUUUUGUGGGACAAAAGACACUUCUUCAUCAGUGACGUCAUCACCCAGUUCCACAUUGUGUCUGAGUAAAAUUCAGUCCAAAUCAUGCAAAAAAGAGACUUAGAUACUCAUUGUCAGCUGGUUAUAUUAUAUAUUACCAGGUUUUCUGUCAAGAUAAAGCCAACAAGGUCACUGAGUCACUUCAGGUUUGUCAUUGGAAGGCAGCGCACAACAGCUAUGUUGAAAUGUGUCGCACAGUAUAUUGAUUCUUUAUUUUGUGUCCUGUUCACUACUGCAGACAGUCAUUGUACCUCAAUGGCAAAGGACCAGAUAACUACAUGACUGAUUUUAUGACUAUAUAGUCAAAAUGUUUUACAUCGAUGAAUGAGUGUUUUGAUUUAGCAGUCACUUUCUAUUUUACUUAGAUACGUGUCCGAAACACAUGAUGUUUGUUGUCUGUUUCAUUUAUUAUUGCUUUUUUUUUUAUUACUUAUGUCUUUGUUUCUUUUUAUAUGUACUGUGAAAAUAUACUUUUCUAUGAUAAUUCUAAUAUGUUUGUGGAGAAUGAAUGUUUGUUUUUCCUGAAGAGUGGGAAAAAAUGAUCU
Seriola dumerili (greater amberjack) is the source of this 3715-nucleotide messenger RNA. RefSeq names its product transmembrane protein 51 (gene tmem51a). The transcript has 3 exons. The coding region runs from base 230 to 1051 and encodes 273 amino acids. The record is from RefSeq and is a predicted model, not a curated record. NCBI's taxonomy places the organism in Eukaryota, Metazoa, Chordata, Actinopteri, Carangiformes, Carangidae.